Besnoitia besnoiti is the source of this 630-nucleotide messenger RNA. Its product is annotated as myosin light chain MLC1. The transcript has 3 exons. The record is from RefSeq and is a predicted model, not a curated record. Gene Ontology annotation, cellular component: cytoplasm. NCBI's taxonomy places the organism in Eukaryota, Apicomplexa, Conoidasida, Eucoccidiorida, Sarcocystidae. Gene Ontology annotation, molecular function: calcium ion binding. The coding region runs from base 1 to 630 and encodes 209 amino acids.
AUGAGCAAGCUCGAGAAGAAAUGCCCGAUCUGCUACGACAAGCUGCCCUCGCCGGCAGAUGUCCUCGGGCCGAUGGACCGCGAGUUGAACUACUUCAUGUGGAUGCCUGGCUUCGAGUGGAGGCCUGAGCGCGAGGCUGAGGAGGAAGAUUACGACUACGAGAGCGGCUCGUCAUCGCGCAGAAAGGAGCCCGCAGGCGCCGCGGAUGAAGACAUGGAGGAGGCCCUCGAGGAGAUGGUGGAGGCCGACGAGAUGAAGGAGCGCUUCAGCGACAGAGCCUCCGGCGGAAAAAUCACCAGCGACGACGCCCUCGUCCUCGCGCGCCAACUCGGCCUCGCCCCCUCCUACGCCGACAAAGAACACAUCGAGAAACAAAGCGGCGACAACCUCGACUACGCAACCUUCCAGAAAUUCGUCGGCGCAAGUACCCACCCCGAAGACAACAUCGAGGACCUGGUCGAGGCCUUUGCCUACUUUGAUCAAUCCAAGCACGGCUUCCUGUCGCGCAAACAGAUGGCGAACAUUCUGAUGACCUACGGCGAGCCCCUGACGCCGGCGGAGUUCGAUGCCUUGGCUGGGCAGUACUUCAAGGGCGACCAGAUCGACUACAGGGAAUUCUGCGAAGCGUAA